Molecule: messenger RNA, 309 nt
Organism: Monascus purpureus
Lineage: Eukaryota; Fungi; Ascomycota; Eurotiomycetes; Eurotiales; Aspergillaceae
Source: the annotation of a GenBank genome assembly
AUGACAGAACCCGCCAACGCAUUGGAAUUGUCCCUCACUGACGCCGAAAAGCGAGCCCUGGAAAGAGCCAAGUGGCGUACUGCUUCUGGGUCCGCUUAUAUGAUAGAGCAUGGCACUCGCACCAGCACCAUUGGGAAUGUCCUAUGGACGAAUCCUGUUGCGUUGAUGGCCUGUCUACGCAGGGUUGGAGAGAAAUUCCUAGGCUGGGUAGACGAGCCUCUACCUCCAGAUACCAUCCGGGAGUCGGUGACCUUAUACUGGCUCACUGAAAUACUUCUUCGUUCCAUCUAUUCUUACCGGGAGCUAUGA